Capsella rubella is the source of this 1579-nucleotide messenger RNA. RefSeq names its product protein ABIL2. The record is from RefSeq and is a predicted model, not a curated record. The coding region runs from base 495 to 1433 and encodes 312 amino acids. Lineage: Eukaryota; Viridiplantae; Streptophyta; Magnoliopsida; Brassicales; Brassicaceae. The transcript has 11 exons.
AAAAACAGAAACGAGGGGAACAAAAAAGAGCGAGCGUUUCUCUCCGCAAAUGAUGGGACAAAACAAAAGUGGGUUAAGUCUCAGGUUUUGAGUUCUCUCUAUACUCACUCUAUAGUCUAUAUACCAACAUCAUCAUCAUCAUCAUCAUCAUCAUCAUCAUCAUCAUCGCUCACUUCCUUCCUUCAAAUCUCCCACCUAAUCUAAUUCACAUUUGCCUCUUUUGCUCCUCUGUCGAAACCCGAACCGUUACUGUCUUCAAAUCUUUCAUUUUUCCUCAGACGAAUUGGAGAUCUCUCCUUCGAGUCAGCAGAUACACCAAUACGAAAGAGAUUUAGACUGAACAAUCGCCACAGAUCAAACUAUUGGUUUGCUUUUGAGACCUCUGGAUUGGAUUCUACUUCUUGUCUGUUUCUUCUUAUUUAGUGACAGGGAAAGCCAGACUUGAGAAUCUGCUUCCUCUCGGUCGAAAGAAACAAAAGAGUGAAGCGGUUACAAUGCCCGAGUCCCACGAAGCAUCGAACUAUGAUGAGGUCUCUAUGCAGCAAACCAUGCUCUUUUCUGAUGGUCUUCAGGACUUGAAGAAUCUACGAGCACAAUUGUAUUCAGCAGCUGAGUAUUUUGAACUAUCUUACACUACUGAUGACAAAAAGCAGAUAGUUGUAGAGACUCUGAAAGAUUAUGCAGUGAAGGCUCUGGUGAAUACAGUUGACCAUUUAGGCUCUGUUACAUAUAAAGUGAAUGACUUUAUCGAUGAAAAAGUUGAUGAAGUUGCAGAGACCGAACUUCGAGUGUCUUGCAUCGAACAGAGGCUAAGGAUGUGCCAAGAGUAUAUGGAUCAUGAAGGGCGUUCACAGCAAUCACUUGUGAUUGAUACUCCGAAGUUCCAUAAGAGAUACAUCUUACCUGCGGGUGAAAUUAUGACUGCUACCAAUCUUGAAAAGCUCAAGUACUUUGGAAGUAGUUUAGAGGAUGCAGAUGACUGGAACCAAUUUCGAAAUGCUGUUCGUGCUACAAUCCGGGAAACACCUCCACUGCCAGUAAGAAAAUCGACAUCUCAGACUUCAUCUCCGCGGCUACCACCUCAACGAUCAGCAACCUUUUCAUUUACCUCUACCAUUCCGAAGAAAGAACAAGAUAAGAGAUCAGUUUCACCUCAUCGGUUUCCGCUACUAAGAUCAGGAUCAGUCGCUACUCGGAAGUCAGCAUCAAUCAGCCGACCAACGACACCAAGCAAGAGCAGAUCUAUAACACCUAUACGGCAUCCAUCAGAACCAAGAAGAUCAGCUUCGGUCCGGGUGGCAUUCGAGAAAGAAAACCAGAAAGAAACAGAGCAGCAACAACCUAGCAAGAGCAAACGACUACUCAAGGCUUUGCUUAGCCGACGCAAAACCAAGAAAGACGACACUCUCUACACUUUCUUGGAUGAAUACUGAAAUGCCAAUACCGGUUUUCCGCUUUACUAAACCGGAAAAUUGUAAUUUUCACUCUUCUUUUUAUAUAUUAAUACAUUACAAAAUAUAGAGAAAAAUAUAUACUUUUUAUUUUGUUGUAACGGUAAUGUACACCGGAUUUCUAUUAA